UUUCACCGCUUGAAAACAGAGUGAGGCGUGGGGCCGCCCGGGUAAAUAUAGACACACGGAGCGGCUCGGCGUCUUAAAAAGGACCAGCUGGGUGUCGACAAAACUUGGGGAAAAGCAAGGCACGCGCCGCGAGUCGAUACUAAGGUGCGCGGAGACCAGCCAGCAUGUCCACGAAGGCGCCAGCGAUCGGCAUUGACCUCGGCACCACGUACUCCUGCGUGGGUGUCUUCCAGCAUGGCCGAGUUGAAAUCAUAGCCAACGACCAAGGAAACCGCACGACGCCCAGCUACGUGGCCUUCACGGACACCGAGAGGCUAAUCGGGGACCCUGCCAAGGCGCAAGUGGCUCUCAAUCCUGAGAACACAGUGUUCGAUGCCAAACGGCUUAUUGGCAGGAAGUACGACGACCCCAAAAUUCAACAAGACAUCAAUCACUGGCCCUUCAAAAUCGUCAAUCAGGGAGGCAAGCCCAACAUAUGCGUGGAGUUUAAAGGCGAGAAAAAAGUUUUCAAUGCAGAAGAGAUCAGUGCCAUGGUGCUGACCAAGAUGAAAGAAACCGCAGAGGCCUACCUUGGGUGUCCGGUGAAAGACGCCGUUGUCACUGUACCGGCUUACUUCAACGACUCUCAGAGGCAAGCCACGAAGGAUGCUGGUGCUAUUGCCGGCUUGAACGUCUUGAGGAUUAUCAACGAACCCACUGCGGCUGCCCUUGCUUAUGGACUGGACAAAAACCUAAAAGGUGAGAAGAACAUUCUCAUUUUUGACCUCGGAGGAGGAACUUUCGACGUGUCCAUUUUAACAAUAGACGAAGGAUCCAUGUUCGAAGUACGGUCAACAGCGGGGGACACUCACCUCGGAGGUGAAGACUUUGACAAUCGCCUUGUCAAUUACUUUGUCGAGGAGUUUAAGCGAAAGCAUAAGCGUGACCUCAAGACAAAUGCGCGCGCCAUUCGACGACUGAGAACGGCGUGCGAACGCGCGAAACGGACCUUGUCAAGUAGCAGUGAAGCAAGCAUUGAGAUCGACGCGUUAUUUGAAGGAAUUGAUUUCUAUAGCAAAAUAACAAGAGCUAGAUUCGAGGAAAUGUGCAUGGACCUUUUCCGAAGUACUCUGGAGCCCGUAGAGAAAGCGCUGCAAGACUCCAAACUCAGCAAGUCCCAGAUACAUGACAUCGUGCUGGUUGGUGGCUCGACGCGUAUUCCUCGAAUCCAGAAGCUUCUGAAAGAUUUUUUCAAUGGAAAGGACCUCGCCAUGUCGAUCAAUCCUGACGAAGCCGUGGCUUAUGGAGCUGCCAUACAGGCCGCUAUUCUGACAGGAGACACCAGCGAGAUUAUCAGGGACGUUCUGCUCGUGGAUGUAGCGCCGCUUUCGCUGGGCAUUGAAACUGCCGGUGGAGUCAUGGCUAAGAUCGUGGAGCGCAACAGCCGUAUUCCUUGCAAGACGUCCAAGACCUUCACGACAUACGCUGACAACCAGACUGGAGUCACCAUUCAAGUUUUCGAGGGUGAAAGAGCCAUGACAAAGGACAAUCACCUACUGGGCACCUUCGACCUCAUGGGCAUCCCUCCGGCUCCAAGGGGCGUUCCCCAGAUCCAGGUGACCUUUGACUUGGACGCCAACGGAAUUCUCCAGGUGUCGGCUAAAGACGAGAGCACGGGCCGCUCCGAGAGCAUUCGAAUCACCAACGACAAAGGCCGACUGUCCAAGGACGAGAUCGACCGCAUGCUCGCCGACGCCGAGAAAUACCGCCAGGAAGACGAAAAGCAGCGCGAGAGGGUGGCCGCCCGCAAUAACCUCGAGUCGUACGUGUACAACGUCAAGCAGUCGGUAGAAAUGGUCGGUCCGGAGAAGCUCGACGCGGCUGACAAGCAAAAGGUUCUGAGCAAGUGCGAGGAGGUCAUCAACUGGAUUGACAGGAACACUCUGGCCGAGAAGGACGAAUACGACGACAAGAUGAAGGAUAUGCAGCAGGUGUGCACGCCUAUCAUGACCAAACUGCACCAGGGAGGUGGCCAGGCGCCUCCCAACCAGGGCGGUGCUGCCGGCCCGAAGAUCGACGAGGUGGACUGAGUGGCGAUGCUUGUACUCGUUUCGCUUCGCCGCCGAUACUUGUCUUAUCAUCUUGCUUGUUCUUAGUUUGUGGGAGGAGAACCCCAGCCACUUCUCACAUGCGACUCACGAACGAAUCGUCUCCUGUGGAGUGCUGUCUGCCCACGAAAGCAGUGUUAUGCAUGUUAUACCUUGCUUUCGGGAGGUCGGAGGAGCCAUAUUGCUCGCGAGCAUCAUUAAACGUGAAUUCUGUCGCGAGCAUGUUAAAACACGCAUUCAUGAAUUUGUGAAGGAUGAGGUUAAACUGCUGAAACAUUGCGCACAUUGCAUUGGACCUGGCUGCCAAGAUUGUGUCUAAAUAUCUAUGGACUUUGGGUAAAACUUCGGUUCCAUACAAACUCGCAUCUUCUGUAAUUUUUCUAUUAAAACGAAGAAAAGGAUCA
This is a messenger RNA of Dermacentor albipictus, 2491 nucleotides long. RefSeq names its product heat shock protein 68-like. Gene Ontology annotation, molecular function: ATP-dependent protein folding chaperone; ATP binding. The record is from RefSeq and is a predicted model, not a curated record. NCBI's taxonomy places the organism in Eukaryota, Metazoa, Arthropoda, Arachnida, Ixodida, Ixodidae. Gene Ontology annotation, cellular component: plasma membrane; cytoplasm; nucleus.